CAAACAUCCUGAGAGCCCUGAGUGUGCUCCUGAAAGUGCUCUCCUCCCACCUCCAAGGACUAUGGUCUCUUUGGCUGUCCUCUCCAUCCUCAUCGUUUCAAUACCUGGUUUCAGCUUUGAAACUGAGAAAUUUGUUAAACAUAUUCCAAAUGCCUGCUGCCACUCCUACACGCGCCAGAUCCGAUACAGCCUCGUGAUGGACUUCUAUGAGACCAGCAGCCAGUGCCUCAAGCCAGGCAUCAUCUUUCUCACCAAUAGAGGUCGCCAGAUCUGUGCCAAUCCCAGAAAAGAGUGGGUACAGGUGUACAUGUUCAGCCUGAAACAAAAGAAAAAGACUGAAGAGUACCGUUCCCAGAGAAAACAUUUCUACACAAGUGUUGAACUUUCUGUACCCGAAAAAUAA
This is a messenger RNA of Dromiciops gliroides (monito del monte), 403 nucleotides long. Its product is annotated as C-C motif chemokine 3-like. The transcript has a single exon. Gene Ontology annotation, biological process: positive regulation of ERK1 and ERK2 cascade; chemokine-mediated signaling pathway; G protein-coupled receptor signaling pathway. Gene Ontology annotation, cellular component: extracellular region. The record is from RefSeq and is a predicted model, not a curated record. Gene Ontology annotation, molecular function: chemokine activity; CCR chemokine receptor binding. Bases 62 to 403 code for a protein of 113 amino acids. Lineage: Eukaryota; Metazoa; Chordata; Mammalia; Microbiotheria; Microbiotheriidae.